AUGACCAACGAGACGUCAACAACCCCAUCUGAGCCUCAGCCGACUGAAGCUGACCCCGCGAAUCCUUACUAUGGGAUGCAUGGUCAUUACUGGAAGUCAAGCAGAGACGUGCCGCCCACCAGAUGGCUUCAGGAGAAUAAGAAGCUCUGCGCUUGUGAUAACCAUCAGGCAACUCAAUGGCCGAUGGAACACGCAGUCAUUACGAUUCCUCCCUGCGCCUACAAGUGUCCCUACUGCCCAAAGUUUGAUGACCUCGAUAACACGGCCUCUCAGGUGGUGAAGCUCCGGGCUCAUAUUAAACGUGACCAUUUGGUGAGACUAUCUGUCAUCUGUGGAUGA
Molecule: messenger RNA, 339 nt
Organism: Penicillium egyptiacum
Lineage: Eukaryota; Fungi; Ascomycota; Eurotiomycetes; Eurotiales; Aspergillaceae
Source: the annotation of a GenBank genome assembly